Messenger RNA from Clunio marinus, 198 nucleotides. The record is from the annotation of a GenBank genome assembly. Lineage: Eukaryota; Metazoa; Arthropoda; Insecta; Diptera; Chironomidae.
AUGGAAAAUAAAAAAAAUUUCUUUUAUGUCAUUUUUAAAAACCAUCGCAGUGCAGUGAGAAGAGUAUUCUUGCUUGGAAUCUUUAUGCGGAACGGAGUUGAAGAUGAAACACCUAUAACUCCAAAUUAUGAUAAAAACAGCCCAAAAUUACUUUGCAGAAACGACUUUGGUAGAUGCAAAACAGUCGGCACUCAUUAA